GAUAUCGGUGGCGGUGGGGAAAGCCUUACACCUGAAGAAAAGGAAAGAUUAGCUCAAUUAGAACAGGAACGACUGGAAGCGCUCAGAGAACAAGAAGACAGACGACGAGAGAAACACAAGAAACUGGAGGACGAGAGAGAAAAGAUGCGGAAAGGGAUUAGAGAUAAGUACAAUAUUAAAAAGAAAGAGCAAAUCAGUCGCGAAGAGUCCAUAGAAAUCAAGAAACAGGACUCAGUUUGUUCUGAGGGUGGGCUCAACCGCAGGAAGAAGACCCCCGAGGAGAUGGCCGCCGAGGCCGAGGAGGCAGACCUGGAUGAGUUCACAAAAUUCAAGAAUUCACUCGAGCAUAGGAUCUCUGAAAUCAAGAAUUCUUUAGAGGCCCGGUGUGUCGUUCAGUAAAUACAUAUACCAUUACAGUGAGAGACUACCAGUGCUACUCUGCCAGUACUAUCAUUGGUUCAUGUCGUGCUAAAUUCACACCCCGAUAGUUGUGGUGACAAUUAUAUUGUAUAUUGAUAUAUUAUAUUAAAAUGUUAUUUACUAUUAUUAGAUACAAUUGUAAUUAUGAAAACAAAACUUUGUUUAUUUGCAUAUAAUGUAGGAAAAUGUGUAUUUUUUCGUUUAUUACAGUAUUCUGUAUGUAAAGAAUGUUAAAAAUAAUUUUUACAACUAUAAAUUCAACAUUUGAUAUGCAACGAUAUGUCUCUAACAAAAAAGGCAUUCAAACAUUUUGCAGGUAAUUAAUUGGUGG
This is a messenger RNA of Oppiella nova, 751 nucleotides long. The record is from the annotation of a GenBank genome assembly. NCBI's taxonomy places the organism in Eukaryota, Metazoa, Arthropoda, Arachnida, Sarcoptiformes, Oppiidae.